AGACAAGAACCAACACUUAAACAAGAACCUCUCUCUCUCUCUAUCUCUAUUCUCUCUCUACACAUCAUCACCCUCGUUCGUGUCACUCUUCAUCCAUCCAUUUACUCCAAUCAAAUCGGGAAAAAAAAAACAAAAAAAAAAAAAGAUGGCUCUGCGUUUGAGAUCUUCCCUCUCGAAAUCGAAUUUCUUCAACAUUCUCAGAUAUAACAACCUCGGUUUCGGUACUGCGAGCCAGACGACUCGACAUCUCCGCACACAUGAUCCUACUACGCUGCUUCGAGUUUCACAGAAUCCAAUUACUCGGUUCUGUAACACCAUGGCAGAGAAACUCUCGAGUGUUGGCGAGCACGAAGACGCCAACGCUCAGGUCAUGGAUUUUCCUGGAGGGAAGGUAGCUUUUACACCUGAGAUUAAGUUCAUAUCAGAAUCCAGUAAAGAGCGUGUCCCUUGCUACCGUGUUCUUGAUGACAAUGGCCAACUCAUCACCAACAGCCACUUUGUUCAGGUUAGUGAGGAAGUUGCGGUGAAGAUGUAUAGCGAUAUGGUUACUCUUCAAAUAAUGGAUAACAUCUUUUACGAAGCUCAAAGACAAGGCAGACUUUCCUUUUACGCUACUACCAUCGGUGAAGAGGCCAUUAAUAUUGCAUCAGCCGCAGCUCUCUCUCCUCAAGAUGUUAUCUUUCCUCAGUACAGAGAGCCUGGUGUGCUAUUGUGGCGUGGUUUCACCCUCCAAGAAUUUGCGAACCAGUGUUUUGGGAACAAAUCUGAUAAUGGAAAAGGCAGGCAGAUGCCAGUCCACUAUGGCUCUAACAAGCUCAACUAUUUUACUGUUUCAGCCACAAUUGCUACGCAGUUGCCAAACGCGGUUGGUGCUGCUUAUUCCUUAAAGAUGGACAAGAAGGAUGCCUGUGCAGUCACAUAUUUUGGCGACGGUGGCUCGAGUGAGGGAGACUUUCAUGCUGCUUUGAAUUUUGCAGCGGUUAUGGAAGCUCCUGUCUUAUUUAUUUGUCGGAACAAUGGAUGGGCAAUCAGUACUCCCACCUCAGAUCAGUUCCGAAGUGAUGGUCUAGUGGUCAAAGGCCGCGCUUAUGGUAUUCGAAGUAUACGUGUGGAUGGAAACGACGCGCUAGCUAUGUACAGUGCGGUGCACACUGCUCGUGAAAUGGCAAUUACUGAAGAGAGGCCAAUCUUGAUUGAGGCCUUAACAUACCGCGUAGGACACCAUUCAACAUCAGAUGAUUCCACUAGGUACCGUUCUGCAGAUGAGAUAGAGUGGUGGAACAAAGCUAGAAACCCGCUUUCUAGGUUAAGGACGUGGAUUGAAAGUAACGGCUGGUGGAGUGAUGAAGAGGAAUCAGAUCUGAGAAGCAGAAUUAAGAAAGAGAUGUUAGAAGCGCUCAGGGUUGCAGAGAAGACUGAGAAACCGAAUCUUGAGAACAUGUUCUCGGAUGUCUACGAUGUUCCUCCUCUUAACCUCAGGGAACAGGAGCGUCAGGUGAGGCAGACCAUCAAAAGUUACCCACAAGAUUAUCCAUCAGAUGUUCCUCUUUAGGUAGACUCUAAUUGACUGCUUUGUGUAGUAAAAUGUAAGUCAUUGCCUACAUUGUGUAUUGAAAUGUUUUAUUAAAAUCAAGACCAUUUAUUCCAAAAGCAUACAACUUCUUUGAUGGAGCAAA
Camelina sativa (false flax) is the source of this 1676-nucleotide messenger RNA. Its product is annotated as 2-oxoisovalerate dehydrogenase subunit alpha 2, mitochondrial. Lineage: Eukaryota; Viridiplantae; Streptophyta; Magnoliopsida; Brassicales; Brassicaceae. Gene Ontology annotation, cellular component: oxoglutarate dehydrogenase complex. Gene Ontology annotation, molecular function: oxidoreductase activity, acting on the aldehyde or oxo group of donors, disulfide as acceptor. The record is from RefSeq and is a predicted model, not a curated record. Gene Ontology annotation, biological process: branched-chain amino acid catabolic process.